UACGGCCCCAGGCAGAACUCGUCCUCCUAGCUGCUCCCGAGCCUGGCGCCACCAAGGCACCAACACCACGCAUUACAUACUCUAUAUUUUAUCUAUCUAUUUUAAGUAGUUGAGGAAAAACUGAAGCCUGUUCAGCUUAGGAUUAAGGAACACUGAACAGAGAUUGCCGGGCGCAACCGACUGUUCUACUAUCCCGCCUGUCUACGGAAGAAGAAGAACAACUCCAAACUUGCAGGAAUUCAUUCAUAAGGUGAACAGCACUGGAAUGGAACUGACAAGAAACUCUGGAUUCUUCCUCCUCCUUGAUGCUGUCGCCGCUACUCCUCCGUGUUUCAUACCAAGGAUGGAUAAUAGCUUUGGCGUCAAUGCUACGCAUUGGUUUCCCUUAUCCUCAAUAAAAUCGGGGUUAAGAGUGAGAGGAGUUCUAUCAUCCGCACCGCGGUCCCGUGCCGUUACACUCAGUGAGUUCGAAUUCAAUAAAAAUGGUAUUUCCGUUCCCUCCAAAUCUCCGUCUCCAACUGAGUCGGAGCAGCGCGACGCCAUAUCUCUGCUCAAUGAGAGGAUUAGGCGGGAGCACAGCAAGAGAGAAGCUCCGACGCAGAGACCUGCCAUGAAGUCGGAAGAGGCCGAUAUGUAUAUUCAGAUGGUGAAGGAGCAGCAGCAGAGGGGUUUGCAGAAACUUAGGGGCGACAGUGACAGGAAAUACAGAGCAUCGCGCGAGAAGGUGGAUCCUUAUACACUCCGUUCCGGCGACUAUGUCGUGCACAAGAAAGUUGGCAUUGGACGAUUUGUUGGUGUCAAAUUUGAUACAAGCAAAGCUUCCGCCGAGCCAAUUGAGUACGUCUUUAUAGAGUACGCCGAUGGAAUGGCCAAGCUACCAGUCAAGCAGGCAUGUCGCAUGCUUUACCGCUACAAUCUUCCAAAUGAAACUAAAAAACCACAGAGUUUAAGCAAAUUGAGUGAUACUAGUGCGUGGGAGAGGCGAAGGAUAAAGGGUAAGAUCGCCGUCCAGAAAAUGGUUGUUGACCUGAUGGAGUUGUACCUGCAUAGACUCAAGCAGAGACGCCCUCCAUACCCAAAGAAUCCUGCUAUGGCUGAAUUUGCCUCUCACUUUCCAUAUCAACCAACUCCAGAUCAAAUACAGGCAUUUAUGGAUGUUGAAAGGGAUUUACUAGAGGGACAUAACCCAAUGGAUCGAUUGAUUUGUGGGGAUGUUGGUUUCGGAAAAACUGAGGUUGCUCUUCGGGCCAUAUUUUGUGUGGUCUCAGCUGGAAAGCAGGCUAUGGUUUUAGCUCCUACAAUUGUUUUGGCUAAACAACAUUAUGAUGUUAUCUCUGAGAGAUUCUCUAGAUAUUGUAAUAUCAAGGUUGGGCUUUUAAGUCGGUUUCAGAUGAAGUCUGAGAAAGAGGUAUAUCUACGAAUGAUUAAAGAUGGAAGUCUGGAUAUUAUAGUAGGGACUCAUUCCCUACUUGGUGACCGUGUUGUAUAUAAUAACCUUGGUCUGCUUGUUGUUGAUGAAGAGCAGAGAUUUGGCGUAAAACAAAAAGAAAAGAUUGCUUCAUUUAAAACUUCAGUCGAUGUGCUCACACUUUCAGCUACACCUAUUCCGCGAACGCUGUAUUUAGCAUUGACUGGGUUCCGUGAUGCCAGUUUAAUAUCAACGCCACCUCCAGAGAGGGUUCCGAUAAGAACUCAUCUUUCAGCAUAUACAAAAGAGAGUGUGAUAUCUGCAAUCAGGCAUGAGUUGAACCGCGGUGGCCAAGUUUUUUAUGUUUUGCCACGUAUCAAGGGGCUUGAAGAGGUUAUGGAAUUUCUGGAACUAUCAUUUCCAGACAUUGAAAUUGCAAUAGCCCACGGACAGCAAUACUCGCGGGAGCUUGAGGAAACCAUGGAAAAAUUUGCGCAAGGCCAUAUUAAGAUAUUAAUAUGCACAAAUAUAGUUGAAAGUGGGCUGGACAUUCAAAAUGCAAACACCAUUAUAAUUCAAGAUGUCCAGCAAUUUGGCCUUGCACAGCUGUAUCAGUUACGUGGAAGAGUGGGACGGGCAGAUAAAGAGGCUCAUGCGUACCUGUUUUAUCCGGAUAAAUCAUUGCUUUCUGAUCAGGCACUAGAGAGGCUUGCUGCUCUAGAAGAAUGCCGAGAACUUGGCCAAGGAUUUCAACUUGCCGAAAGAGACAUGGCCAUCAGAGGCUUUGGUAACAUAUUUGGUGAGCAACAAACAGGGGAUGUUGGCAAUGUGGGAAUUGAUCUUUUCUUUGAAAUGCUCUUUGAAAGCCUUUCCAAGGUGGAUGAACACCGUGUGGUAUCUGUUCCUUACCAAUCAGUGCAGUUCGAAAUGAAUCUGAGCCCUCAUCUCCCUUCUGAAUACAUUAAGUAUCUGGAAAAUCCUUUGGAAACAAUCAGAGAAGCUGAGAAAGCUGCUGAGAAAGACAUAUGGAAUCUAAUGCAGUUUACGGAAAAUCUUCGGCGUCAACAUGGAAAAGAGCCUUACUCCAUGGAAAUUCUGCUAAAGAAACUAUACGUCAGGAGAAUGGCUGCAGACUUGGGAAUAACACAAAUAUAUGCUUCUGGGAAGACUGUCUGCAUGAAAUCAAACAUGACUCGUAAGGUUUUCGAGCUGAUGAUUGAGUCAUUGGUCUCUGAAGUACACCAAACUUCUCUUGUGUUUGAGGGUGGAUAUAUCAAGGCUGAACUACUUUUGGAACUUCCGAGAGAACAGUUGCUCAACUGGAUCUUCCAGUGCUUGGCUGAACUAUACUCUUGUUUGCCAAUAUUGAUAAAGUAUUAGUGUGCAGUCUGAUGGCAUAAUUGCAUCCUGGAGCACUCUGCGUUAUUUAACAUGCCAUUAUUUGGUAGCUGCAUUAAGGUACAAUGCACUUCCCCAUUUGGCUGGUUCAGCCAGCAGCAUUUACAUUACAUUUACUCUUAAGGUUAUUGAUAGUUAAGGACAUACUGACAUUUCUGAAAAGAGUAAUCUAUAAUUUACCCCAAUACUUUAUAUAUAUUUAUUAAUACUUUUCCAUCUUUAUAUUGAUCUUGCGUAAAUUCAAACUACGUGAGAAAGAAGAGUGACCAAGUGUCUCGAAAAAGUGACUAAGAGUAUGAGCACAUGGAAGGAAUACCUACGCUGACUUCACAGAAAAGUGACUGGAGAUAGAGUUUCCAAAUCUAGAAUCCAAAUGCAAAACUCAAUAGGCUCAAAUCCACAAAAUGAUUGGGAACGAAUGAUUCCAAGAGAGAUAGAUAAUAUUCUUUAUUGCAUAAAACCUGGUUCAAUAAGAUAUGUGAGUGCCUACCCUCAAUAGAAAAUGCAAGUGGUUGGGCGUUACACCAAUGGUCAUGCCAAAAGGAACAAUGACUACUACCCAAACCCUCCAAAUUUGUUUGAUAUUUGACAGUGUCUCCAGCCUACAUUGCUGUUUUCAAGUCAGGGUAUUAUGGACUUCGCAAGGAAUGUGGCUAGGGAGGAAACCACAAUAGUAAAAGAUGUUGGUGGUGCAGUGAGAAUAUAUGUUUGGGGAUCUGUAGGGAGUAUGUAAUAUUGAAUGCAACAAAUGGUGUAUAUUAACAGAAUUGUUUCCGAUGGGGAAGAUUGCUGCACCUUUGGUUGUGUCUCUGCCAUCUGGAGAGCGUCUUCUGGAAAAGGAUAAUAUAAUACGGGAAGCUUCUUCAAGAAGGCAGGGUUUGAUGGUCGGAACCUCUUGCCGCACUUGUGGUUGAGAGGCCAUAUGCAGUAGGUCUCUUACCGAGACACAUUUGAGGUACCUUAUCCCCUUUUAUUUGACAAGCUACUUGUUUUUAUCCUUUUGCAGCAGAUUAGAACUUUAAAAUCUAUUUUGCAGUUCUUCUAACUUUUUUGGAUUUCCAGAUAUGGUCCUCAUCCAUUGAUUCUAACAAUUGUUCUUCGAAAUGUUCGACAGCUCCAUCAAAGCACCAAUGUUAUAACUGUAGUGAUGGAUAAUUGUGUUUAUGGUCUGUUUCCUGUACCUCUUGGUGCACAGGUACAAUUCCUUUCUAAAAAUGUCUCUUAGUUACUUGUAAUUAUGAGUUGCAUGGACAUCAACUUGUUUACUA
Andrographis paniculata is the source of this 4074-nucleotide messenger RNA. Its product is annotated as ATP-dependent DNA helicase At3g02060, chloroplastic. The record is from RefSeq and is a predicted model, not a curated record. Lineage: Eukaryota; Viridiplantae; Streptophyta; Magnoliopsida; Lamiales; Acanthaceae. Gene Ontology annotation, molecular function: nucleic acid binding; ATP binding. The transcript has 14 exons. Bases 266 to 2788 code for a protein of 840 amino acids.